Wickerhamiella sorbophila is the source of this 603-nucleotide messenger RNA. RefSeq names its product Ubiquitin-conjugating enzyme E2 1. Bases 1 to 603 code for a protein of 200 amino acids. Gene Ontology annotation, molecular function: protein binding. Lineage: Eukaryota; Fungi; Ascomycota; Dipodascomycetes; Dipodascales; Trichomonascaceae. The record is from RefSeq and is a predicted model, not a curated record. The transcript has a single exon.
AUGUCGAAACGGCUGCUACGAGAUAUCCAGUCAAUUAAGGAGGACCAGGACUGGAAAUUCACGGUCACACCUAGCGAAUCGGACAUCAGCCAGCUUCGGGCCACGUUCGAAGGACCAAGCAACUCGCCGUACGACGGAGGCGUCUUUGUGGUUGAUAUUUCCGUGCCGAACGAGUACCCCCUGAAACCGCCCAAGGUCAAGUUUGAAACCCGGUUGUUCCACCCGAACGUGUCGUCCCAGACCGGAGCAAUUUGUUUGGAUAUUCUCAAAAAUGCAUGGACUCCUGUCUACACCAUCAAGAGCAUUCUGAUUUCUCUGCAACAGCUUCUGGACUCGCCGAACCCCAGCGACCCCCAGGAUGCAGAGGUUGCGGCUGUCUACCUCAAGGACCGCAACCAGUUUGAUAUCACGGCUGCCCAGUGGACUCGUCAGUAUGCACAGCCCGCCGCGACCGGUCCCAAAAUUGACCAAGCUUCGCUGGAUCGGUUUGCGUCGAUGGGAUUCCCUCCGGAGCAGGUUGCUCCUGUUAUGGAGAAGCUCGGCCUCGAGCGGGUAGAAGACGACGACCAGGUCAAUCGUGUAGUCGAGGCUCUCUUGCAGUGA